Messenger RNA from Aspergillus alliaceus, 2102 nucleotides. Its product is annotated as FAD-dependent oxidoreductase. Gene Ontology annotation, molecular function: monooxygenase activity; FAD binding. The transcript has 2 exons. The record is from RefSeq and is a predicted model, not a curated record. Lineage: Eukaryota; Fungi; Ascomycota; Eurotiomycetes; Eurotiales; Aspergillaceae. The coding region runs from base 288 to 1706 and encodes 472 amino acids.
UUUUUUUUUGGCUCCUAAUGUGUUGUUGACUAGAGUAUUAAUAAAUACUCAUCCCGCUAUCAUGGACGAUCCCCCUGGUUCCAUGCUGACGAAUUUCAGGAAGUUGAUCCGAUAACACUGGGCCUGGAUUCUACGGAUACUACCCCCGUCAUCUAGAUACAUGCUACGUCUUUCUUGCAUGGUCAAUUAAUAGUUCUCUUGCGCUCCGUCGAUGCAUCCAAUAUUCUCCGAAUAAUACCUUCGGUUUUUUUUCACUCUCCUCGGUGAAUCACCCAACACAAAAAACCAUGGAUCUACAGUACGAACCCCCUCCGCAACAACAAGCGGGUAAAGAAUGGUACAAUUUUCCUACCGAGAUUGAACGCUCCCUCACCUCCGUCUUUGCUCCUCGGAAUAUCCUUAUCGUUGGUGCCGGUAUUGCCGGUAUCUCUUGUGCCCUCGCCCUCUCCAAAGAACUCGCUCCUUUCGUCCCCGACCUCCAGAUCACCAUCUUCGAACGCCAUGACAUUCUCUCGACCUCCGGUGGAGCUAUCAACCUUACCCCUGUCGCCCAACGACAUCUCGACCGUCUCGGUGUCCUCGCCGAACUCGAUAAAAUGGGCACAGAAGGCGGCACGGACGUCGAAGCCAUCGAACUCUUCUCCAGCCGAUCCGGCCGCCAACUAGGCAGCAUCGACUUUACGGAUCAAAACGGCAACGGGUUCGGUGGAUAUAAAGGGCGCCGGGUAAUGCGGAUCGUCCUGUCAGUGGCUAUGCUGACGGUGGUGGAGCGGACGAAGAACGUCAACGUGGUAUUCGGGAAGAAGCUUGUCCGCGGCGAGGAAACAGAAGACCAAGCCGUCCUGCAUUUCCAGGACGGCACCACCGCUACCGGUGACCUGGUCCUGGGUUGCGACGGCGUGCACUCGGCUACCCGCUCCCAAUGGGUAUCUCCGAAACACCCGUCCGAGUACACCGGCAUUUCCUUCCUGCAGACCGUCAUCGACGCCAAGAGUAUCAAAUCUCCGAUCCAUUUUCGCUCCACCUCCAUGAACAUCUCCCGUCAUGGGUCCCUGCUAGCCAGCUAUUGUGAUCGCGAACACGAUCAGAUCUUCCUGGCCGCCAUCGUGCAGUUCAGCGAGGCGCACUUAGCUUACUGCAAGAUCGAGAACGGUCAGGAUUGGGUCACGCAGCACCGCAUCAAGAAUGUCUUGCAUCAAGAGAUGCAGUCCCGCUUCGGGAAAUCCGGGAUCCCCUGCAUCCGUGAGAUGACGAGCAAAGCCGGUGAUUGGAUGCUCUACCCCGUCUACCAGGUUCCUCCGAAUGCACGAUGGCACACCGAUCGAGCUUUACUCCUCGGUGAUGCUGCACAUGCUAUGCCCCCGCGCGACGAAUCCGCCGCCUACGCCCUCGACGACGCCAUCCUCUUCUCCCGCAUCCUCGCCAAACACCGCCACGAACCCCUCCCCGUCGCAUUCAAAGCUUACGAGGACCUCCGCCGCAACACCGUCAACUCCGCCUUCAAGGCCUCCCGCCGCAUGUGGGAGAAAAAUCGUGACAUGGGCUACCUCGAAGGCCGACUCAAGGAAUGGACCCUGCCGUUCUACCUCCGCAAUCACAGAGAGGAGAGAGAAGCGGCGUGGGAGUUUGACGCCACCCAAAUUACCAUCCCCAUGCCGGUCGAGGGGGGCUCACUGUAUUCUUACGGAAAGUCGGAUUGUUCAUAGAUUGGCGGGUCUAGGUCUUUUUCUGUAUGGGCUGUCUCGGUUGGGCGGGAUUGGUUGGGUUGGAUGGAUGGUCGGUUGGUCGGUCUGGGUGGGAUAGGCUGCAUAUAUGGAGUAUUGGGUCUUUCUGGUACACUUUGCAUAGCAUUUCUUUGACGAGAUAUGAUGGCGCUAUUAUUGCUGCUGUUGGUAUGACAUUGAACUGGCUCUUUUCUUCUCUUUUGAUCGACUUGUUUAGAUUGCGCUGGAUUUUUUUUCCGCUGCGCUUUAUGUUGAGAUUUCUAUGUCACGGCGAGUGCUAUGAGCGUCCGUGCGGGUUUCUGCUACUAGUACCUAAUGUAGAAGUACUAACUAGAAAAGUCAUUUCUCAUCUAUCAUUCGAGUUCUAGCGCUGCGGGG